GCCGUGAAAAUCACUUCAGCCCACUGAGGAACAUCGCGGACACGGCGGUGGUGGUGGUGGUGGUGGAUGAAGACGAUGACGACGAUGGACACGAGCGAGGAGAUCCACGCAAGGUAGCGUCCGAGAAGACAGCUGAGCGGUUUUAGUGGAGGAUGGAUCUCAGCCGGCUCCGGAACAUCAUCAGCAGAUAUUGCGCAGGGGAAGAGAACUGGGUCGACAGUCGGACGGUGUACAUCGGCCAUAAAGAACCCCCUCCGGGAGCUGAGGCCUACAUCCCUCAGCGUUACCCUGACAACCGCAUCGUCUCCUCAAAGUAUACCUCCUGGAACUUCAUCCCCAAGAACUUGUUUGAACAGUUCCGAAGAAUUGCCAAUUUCUACUUUUUGGUCAUAUUUCUGGUCCAGCUCAUCAUCGACACCCCUACCAGCCCCGUCACCAGCGGCCUGCCCCUCUUCUUUGUUAUCACCGUCACUGCCAUCAAACAGGGCUACGAGGACUGGUUGCGCCACAGAGCCGACUGCUCCAUAAACGAGUGUCCCGUGGACGUGGUGCAGCGGGGGAAGGUGGCGAGGACGCAGAGUCAAGAGUUGAGGGUGGGCGACAUCGUGGUGGUGAGGGAGGAUGAGACGUUCCCAUGUGACCUCAUCCUGCUCUCCUCCAGCCGACAGGAUGGCACCUGCUACGUCACCACCACCAGCCUGGAUGGAGAGUCCAGUCACAAGACCUAUUACGCCAUACCAGAUACCAUGGCCUUUAGGACCGAGCGGGAGGUAGAUUCCUUACAUGCCACCAUCGAAUGUGAACAACCACAGCCUGACCUCUACAAAUUUGUGGGACGCAUCCAUAUUUAUAAGGACAAAGAUGAACCUGUCGCGAGACCCCUCGGGGCUGAGAACUUGCUACUCCGAGGAGCCACACUGAAGAAUACGCAGCAUAUUUACGCUGUUGCAAUCUACACCGGCAUGGAGACCAAGAUGGCACUCAAUUACCAGUCUAAAUCACAGAAGCGCUCGGCUGUGGAAAAGUCCAUGAAUGCCUUUCUGAUUGUUUACCUGUGCAUCUUGAUCAGUAAAGCCGUCAUCAACACUGUUCUUAAGUACGCCUGGCAGUGGUCUCCGGACCGGGACGAGCCGUGGUACAACCACAGGACGGAGAACGAGAGGCAACGACACGUGGUGAUCCGAGCUUUCACAGACUUCCUGGCCUUCACCGUCUUGUUCAAUUACAUCAUUCCCGUGUCCAUGUACGUCACGGUUGAGAUGCAGAAAUUCCUGGGCUCCUACUUCAUCACCUGGGACGAGGAGAUGUUUGAUGAGGAGCUGGGGGAAGGCGCUCAGGUCAACACCUCUGACUUGAACGAGGAGCUGGGGCAGGUGGAGUAUGUUUUUACUGAUAAGACGGGGACUCUGACAGAAAACAACAUGGAGUUUAUCGAAUGCUGCGUAGAUGGGAACGUCUACAUCCCGCACGCCAUCUGCAACGGUCAAAUCCUUAGCGCUGCCUCCAGCAUAGACAUGAUAGAUUCCUCACCUGGAGGAUACCGCAGGGAGCACGAGGACCUGUUCUUCCGGGCCCUGUGUCUGUGUCACACGGUGCAAGUGAAGGAGGAGGAGACCGUGGACGGCAUCAAGAGGGGCAUCCACCAGGGCCGACCCACAUCCUUCUACAUUUCUUCCUCGCCAGAUGAAGUUGCGUUGGUGGAGGGAAUGAAAAGGCUGGGCUACACAUACCUGAGACUGAAGGACAACUACAUGGAGAUCCUGAACAAAGACGAUGAAAUUGAAAGGUUUGAGCUGCUUCAUGUGCUCAACUUUGACUCUGUAAGGAGGAGAAUGAGCGUCAUUGUCAGAGCGAGCUCAGGAGAAUACCUGCUCUUCUGCAAGGGGGCUGACUCUGCCAUUUUUCCCUUGGUGGUGUCUGGGAAGUUGGAGCAGGUGAAGGCCCGGGUGGAGCAGAACGCUGUGGAAGGCCUGCGGACCCUGUGCGUGGCCUACAAGAAGCUGUCGGAGGUGGAGUACCGGGAGGCGUGUCGGCACUUGACGGAAGCCAAGCUGGCCCUGCAGGACAGGGAGCAAAGGCUGGCUGAAGCCUACGACGUCAUCGAAAGAGACUUUGUACUUCUGGGUGCCACGGCUGUGGAGGACAGGCUCCAGGAGAAGGCGGCCGAUACCAUCGAGUCGCUGCACAAGGCUGGAAUAAAAGUUUGGGUCCUGACGGGGGACAAGAUGGAGACGGCGGCGGCCACCUGCUACGCCAGCAAGCUCUUUCGCCGCAGCACUCAGAUCCUGGAGCUGACCAAGAAGCGCACAGAGGAGCAGAGCCUCCAUGAUGUUCUGUUUGAGCUGAAUAGGACUGUUCUCAGGCAACGAUCCAUUUCUGGGUUGUCUGUCGACUGCCUCGACUUUGGUCUUAUCAUCGACGGAGCCACGCUGUCGGCGGUCCUCAAGCCCAAGCAGGAAGUCGCCGGCCAUGGCAACUACCGAGAGAUCUUCCUGGAGAUCUGUCGCAAUUGUAGCGCCGUGCUCUGUUGUCGCAUGGCGCCACUGCAGAAGGCACAGAUCGUCAAGCUGAUCAAGGCCUCCAAGGAGCACCCCAUAACUCUCGCUGUCGGCGACGGAGCCAAUGAUGUCAGCAUGAUUUUAGAAGCACAUGUGGGCAUUGGGAUUAUGGGUAAGGAAGGUCGCCAGGCAGCGAGGAACAGUGACUACGCCAUCCCAAAGUUCAAACAUCUGAAGAAAAUGCUUCUGGUUCACGGUCAUUACUACUACAUACGCAUCGCUGAGCUGGUUCAGUACUUCUUCUACAAGAAUGUAUGUUUCAUCUUCCCCCAGUUCCUGUAUCAGUUCUUCUGCGGCUUCUCCCAGCAGCCUCUGUACGAUACGGCCUACUUGACCCUGUACAACAUCAGCUUCACGUCACUGCCCAUCCUCCUCUACAGCCUGGUGGAGCAGCACGUCACCGUGGAGACGCUCAAACGGGAACCCUCCUUGUACAGGGAUAUUGCCAAAAACUCUCUCCUCCGAUGGCCAGUCUUCCUGUACUGGACAUGCUUGGGCGUGUUUGAUGCCGUCAUCUUCUUUUUUGGUGCCUACUUCCUGUUUGACAACACCACUUUCACCAGCAAUGGCCAGCUUAUGACCACCAACACACAGAUGAUGUUUGGCAACUGGACCUUCGGGACUCUGGUCUUUACUGUGCUGGUGUUCACCGUUACCCUCAAGCUUGCCUUGGACACGCGCCACUGGACCUGGAUCAAUCACUUUGUCAUCUGGGGCUCGCUACUUUUCUACGUGAUUUUCUCCCUCCUCUGGGGAGGCAUCAUUUGGCCCUUCCUCAACUACCAGAGGAUGUAUUAUGUCUUCAUGCAAAUGCUGUCCAGCGGUCCUGCCUGGCUCAGUAUCAUCCUGCUCAUUACGGUCAGCCUGCUACCUGAUGUCAUCAAGAAGGUCCUCUGCAGGGCCAUGUGCCCAACAGCCACUGAGCGUGCUCAGGAUCACGACGUGUUGGCGCGGGACGUCGCGGCUGCCCAGCUGGCCCCUGGCCAAUCCUACAAAGGCGCGAGCACGGCCCGCUCCUCUCCGCUCCAGUUCGCCGGCGUGGAGACGCUGUCGCUCCGCAGAACCGACCCCCUUCCCCGAAAACUUUUAGCUCAUUUGGCUGAAGGGGGUAGAGCGGAAUUGCGCUCGUGCAUGCUCCGGCUCUCCGGGGCGGGCAUCGCAUACUACGCUCCGGGACCAGAAACGUCCGUGUAAACUCUGGCGUGGAGCGAUGCAUCUCGGGAGUCUGCGGUCUUCUCAAGGGUGAGGAUUUAUACGAUAAAGAGUUCACCACGUGCACUUCUGGGCAAGUGAGCACCCUUUUACGUAAUACGGACCCUACAUCUUUCCUUUUCUUGACGUCUUCUCAUCAACACACUGAGAAGAUACCUGUUUGUACAAUUCUUCUUCAAAUCUUGCCUGUUCCUUCUUGUUUAUGUACUUUUUUUGCAAGUGUUUGUUACAAAAGAUAUAUAUCUAUAUAUGUACAUACAUAUAUACAGUAUAUAUGUGGUCUGGCCAAGUAUGGGCAGCCACGAAGCUCAGCCCUUUAGGUGUGUGAGAGUGUGUGUGUGUGAAUGCGUGCCUGCGUGCAUGAAGAUGCCUGCACUGUAUGUUUUGUAUGUGACACACCUUUGCCUUACAUGUUAACCACACAGCAGCAGACUGGGAGCCAAAGGUGUACAAGUGGUGUAUUACAAAGCCUUACACAAACCGCCACCUCCAUCCUAUUACAAAAAAAGGGACAAAAUCCAAGAAAUGGUUGUGCAGAAGUCCUGCCUCCCUGCCUUAAUCCAUUCAUUCAUGCCUGCUGUCUGAUGUGGCGUGAGGACACUCCACGUCCAUUAGUCCGUCUCAACUGUCUCCUCUUUGCAUGUCUCAACUCUUUGCAUGGUGCUGUGUUCCUCGGACCUCCUUGAUCCCUCACCUUUAUUUCAUUUUAUGCUACCUGCUCUUGGAACGAGUAUUAGGGCCAUACUAACAUAGGCUAAGAAAUAUAUUAACACUAGCAGAGCAAAGCGUCUCAAAGGGCUGCACAAGCCACAGCGACAUCAGACAUCCUUUAAUUGUGCAAGAGGAAACAAAUUUGUAGAAAUGUCACAAGAAAAACUUGAAAUAGAGACAUAAUCAUCAAAACCUCAGAAUUUUAUGAGAAAAAUGUUGUCUUGUUUGGAAAAUAUAUGUACUAAUAUCGCAUUAACAUUUUUGUAAUUUCUGAGAAUAAAGUCGUCAAAUUAUGGAAAAAAGUUUCAAUUAAAAUUAAGAGGUAAUAUUUUGUAUUAUUGUUACGGGAAUUAAGGAAAACUGUGAGAAAUAUAUUUUGUUCUGAAUACGUUUGUGAUAACUGAAAAAUGUGUGGGGUUUUAUUCUAGUCGAGAGACAAAACAUUUAAUUUAGUAAAUAUGAGAUAAGAGUUGUAUAAUGACAAGAAGUGAUUUUUUUUUUGUGAAAAAUAAUUGUGAGAAUAACUUUGUGAUAUUAAACUUGUAAUGAAUAUCACAAGACAAACCAUUAUUUUUACAAGAAUAAAGUCCAAAUGUUAAGAAAGUAAAAUUUUAUUUUCAUGAAAAUGAUUUUGUUUAAUGAAUAUAUGUAAGUGUCAUCAUUUAUUUUUGGUUAUGAUAUCUCAAGAUGUUUUGUUUUUUUAAAUUUUAUGAGGUAAAUAUUGUGAUGCUAAAAAAAAUUAAGACGCAAAAAUUUCAUGAGCUAAUUAAAAAAAUUAUAUGCAACAUUAUUUCUGUAACAUUAGGACUGUUUUGAUGUAACAUACUAUUCUCACAAUAUUAUGUCUUUAAAAACUGCUACAUUUUAAUUUUUUCUCGUCAGCUUUAGAAUAUCUUUUUUUGCAUGAUUACAACAUUUAUCUCGUAAUGCAUUUCUACAUUUCUCUGGUAAUGUUACAAUAGUUUUCUCUUUAGCUUCAGACUUUUUGCGUGAAACAGUACGUUGUUUUUUUCCGUAAGCUUUAAAUAUUUUCCAUAAAACAUCACAAUAUUUUACUCAUAAACUAUUUUUGUCAUAAAGUUACAACUUUUUUCUUGUAAACUUGAUACUUUUUCCACAAAAUAUAGUUUUCUCACAACGUUCCAAUUUUUUCUUGUAGACUUUUUUCCCCACUUUAUAUUACAUCAGCUCACUUGAAACGUUACAGAUUUAAUUCGUAAGCUUUUUUUUCCACGUAACAUUAAAACAUUUCUCUGUUAACAAUACAACUUUUUUCUCGUUAGCCUUUAGACUUUUUGUAUGUACAAUUACAACUCUUUCUCGUAAACUUUAGUCUUUUUCUGUGUAAUAUUACAAAAUGUUUCUUGUAAAAUACAAAAUGUUUCUCUUAACACUAAAACUUUUUAUCGUAUGCGUUAGAAUUUUUCCAUGCAAGCUCAAAAAAAAAACACAAAACUGUCCCAAUUUUUGGAGUUUAAGUCUUUAGACUUUUUUGUACGUAUCAUAACAUUUUCUCGUAACAUUUCAACUUUUUUAUGUCUAAGCUUUGGACUUUUUCCACGUAACAUGACCUUUUUUUCGUAAAAUUUCAACUUUUUUUUGCUUAAGCUUUAGUAUUUUUUCUCGUAUGCUUUAAAGUUUGUCCACGAAAAAUGCCAAAAGGUCUCUUGUGAAAUUACUUCAUUUUUUUCCACAACUUCAGAACCUUUUUGCUUGUAUUUGUUUGACUUUAUCCACAAUCAAAAACAUUUGGAGCUAUCCCAAUUUUCUUAUCGUCUGUUAUAGACUUUUUCCACGUAACAUACAUUUUUUUUGUAACAUUUCAACUUUUCUGGCCAAGCUUUAGACUUUUUCCACAGCCAACUUUUCAAGUUUUUUCCAUGAAACAUUACAACAUUUACAACAUCUUGUAAUUUUGAAUAGUUUUCCAUUGUGGCCCUAAUACUCUUUUGUAGCGGGUAAGUUACACUGGCUCCAGUCUUUUACGUACAGGUGAUUUUGUCAAUGUUAUGCAAAAGGAACGCCAAUCGCGUGUUCUUUCUCUUCCCCCCGUCUUGAUGUCACUACCGAUGGAUGGAUGUAACUUUACGGUUGAUGGGGCGUAUUGUACUUUGCAGAAAGACUUGAAUAGGCGACGUCACAAUCAAUCAAUCAAUAGAAUGUCAAACACAUGUGUCCGCCAUGUCCUCCAGCUGACGAUUGUAGCUCAUGUAAGGAUAUCUUUUCUUCUAUACAGUUUAUUUUCAUACGCAUAACCACCAUCUGCCAACGGGUAUAGAUUUCAUACAAAAAACAAAUUAGACUCAAGCUUGCGCUCAGACA
Messenger RNA from Entelurus aequoreus (snake pipefish), 6803 nucleotides. RefSeq names its product phospholipid-transporting ATPase IH-like. Gene Ontology annotation, cellular component: plasma membrane; recycling endosome; trans-Golgi network. Lineage: Eukaryota; Metazoa; Chordata; Actinopteri; Syngnathiformes; Syngnathidae. The record is from RefSeq and is a predicted model, not a curated record. Gene Ontology annotation, molecular function: ATP binding; ATP hydrolysis activity; magnesium ion binding. The transcript has 30 exons. Gene Ontology annotation, biological process: phospholipid translocation. The coding region runs from base 153 to 3752 and encodes 1199 amino acids.